AUGGUCAAGGACACAGCAUACUAUGACGCGCUAGAAGUGCCGCCCACUGCCACCGACGUCGAGAUCAAGAAGGCAUACCGCAAACUCGCCAUCCGCCUGCAUCCCGACAAGAACCCCGGCGACGAGACGGCCAGCGCAAAGUUCCAGGAGAUCGGCGAGGCUUAUCAGGUACUCAGCGACGAGAAACUCCGCAAGCAAUAUGACGACUACGGCAAGGAGGGCGCAAUGCCCAACACGGGCUUCGAGGACCCCUCGGAGAUGUUCAACGAGAUUUUCGGUGGUCAUGCCUUUGCAGACUGGAUCGGUGAGAUCUCCAUGGUCCGCGACAUGGAAAAAUCUAUGGAAAUCACCAUGCGGCACGAGGAGGAAAACGCCGCUCUCCAAGCAGAGGCCGAAGCCGCUGCCGCCAACAUCGAGGAAAAGAAAGCAAGCAUGGACAAGACCGUUCACGAAUCCGCCGCUCAAUCCCACGCCGGUGCUGCCGCCGAUCUGAAAGAUGGCGUGGAAAAGAUGAAUCUCUCCGAGGAAGAUUCCACACCACCACCACCCUCUUACCCCCAAGAUAGACCGAAGGGAGUCCCUACACGUCUGGCUCUCACCGAACGUGCCGAAGAAGAGGCCCGUAUGGAGGCUGCCGGCGUCACCGAAGCAGAGAAGACCCUGCGUGCAAAAGAGAAGAAGAAGGGCGGCUUGACCAAGGAGCAAAAGGAGGAACUCGCUGCUUUUGAAGCCGAGCGAGAUCGCGCCCGUGAGGAGCGCAUCGAGGACUUGUCCAAGAAGCUCAUCAACCGCGUCAGCGUAUGGACUGAGACCGACAAGGGCAAGGACGUUACCACCUCAUUCCGCAAGAAGAUGGAGCAAGAAGUCGAGAACCUCAAGAUGGAGUCAUUCGGUCUGGAAAUCCUACACGCCAUCGGUCAGACCUACACACAAAAAGCCGCCACUUUCAUCAAGAGCCAAAAACCCAUCAUCGGUGGUGUCACCGGCUUCUUCUCACGUCUGAAGGACAAGGGUUCGCUUGUCAAGGAGACUUGGGGUACAGUCAGCACCGCUAUCAGCGCACAGAUGGAAAUCGAAGAGAUGGCUCGCGCAGAGGAACGCGGAGGCGACGACUGGACCGACGAGAAGAAGGCCGACUUUGAGCGUCGCGUGACAGGCAAGAUCCUAGCGGCCGCAUGGCGAGGCUCCAAGUUUGAGAUUCAAAGUGUGCUCCGCGACGUCUGCGACAAGGUGCUUUACGAUAAAACCGUCAAGGUCGACAAGCGAAUCGAGCGAGCCCACGCGCUGCUCGUCAUCGGAGACGUAUUCAUCAAGGCCGCACGCAGCGCAGACGAGGAGGGCGACCAUCUUGCCUUUGAGCAGCUCAUGGCCGAGGCUGCCCAGAAGAAAGAGAAGAAGAAGAAGGACAAGGAGCCUAAGGAGCCCAAG
This is a messenger RNA of Aureobasidium namibiae CBS 147.97, 1428 nucleotides long. RefSeq names its product DnaJ-domain-containing protein. Gene Ontology annotation, cellular component: cytosol. Gene Ontology annotation, biological process: protein import into peroxisome matrix. NCBI's taxonomy places the organism in Eukaryota, Fungi, Ascomycota, Dothideomycetes, Dothideales, Saccotheciaceae. The record is from RefSeq and is a predicted model, not a curated record. The transcript is spliced from 4 exons. The annotation marks the transcript as partial.